AUGAGAUUUGGACUAACUUGGCAUGAAAACAAUAGAACCGGAGCGACAGGAUAUGUCGGCGGCGAGGUUUUGCAUCGCAUCGUCGCUUCGGCGACCUCAAAACAUCAGAUUGCCUGCCUCGUGCGGGAUGCCGAGAAAGAACUGGUAGUCCGCAAAGCAUUUCCAGACGUCCGCGUUGUUCGGGGCGACCUCGAUGAUACUAGUCUCAUCGAAACAGAAUCCAGAAACGCCGAUAUCGUCUUCCAUCUCGCCAGUACAAACCACGACAGAAGCGCCGCGGCUAUCACCAAAGGGCUAGGCGAUGCAAGUCGGUCAAGUCCUGGUUACUGGAUACAGAUAUCGGGAGCAUCAAUGUUCUCGGGUCCGGACAUCAAGGAGGGUAGAUAUGGAGAACCGGGCUCCAAAAUCUACGACGAUCUCAAAGACACUGUUGAGAUUCGCUCAAUCAUCACAGAGAACCCUAAGCGCGUUGUGGACAACCUCGUCCUUGCACAGGACCCUUCGAAGAUUAAGACAGCUCUUGUUGUCGGCCCGCUAAUCUACGGAGUGGGCAGAGGGCCGGUGAAUACACGUAGUAUCCAGGCUCCAGAGAUUGCAAGAAUCACCCUGCAGCAACGUCAAGGCUUCCGCCUCGGUGCUGGACUGAGCUGCUGGAGCAACAUCCACAGCCAUGACCUUAGCUCUCUCUUCCUUGCGCUGCUAGAUGCCGCAGUCGACGGCAGGUCAGGUCUGUGGAAUGAGGACGGGAUCUAUUUGCCAGAAAACGGGAAGAUGGCUUUUGGCGAACUCUCUGCCCAAAUCGCCAAGGAAGCACACGCUCAAGGGUUCCUUGAUACAGCAUCCGUCGACAGAACUAUCGAUGCCGAUGAAGCCAACCGCCUGAGUCCUCACGGUGCUGUCCUUUGGGGUACUAAUGCAAUGCUUUCGUCGUCAAGAGCACGUGCAAAUCUUAAGUGGCACCCAUCAGAACCAAGUCUAGAGGAUGAGAUCCCUGCAAUAGUUCAUGAUGAGGCAGUCCGGCUCGGACCUGCUCGCACGGAGUAG
Coniosporium apollinis CBS 100218 is the source of this 1044-nucleotide messenger RNA. RefSeq lists its product as uncharacterized. Lineage: Eukaryota; Fungi; Ascomycota; Dothideomycetes. Bases 1 to 1044 code for a protein of 347 amino acids. The transcript is spliced from 4 exons. The record is from RefSeq and is a predicted model, not a curated record.